AUGUGGUGGAUGCUGUUUCCACGCUGGAUCUGGUUCCUGGCUGUACAGUCCUUGAUCUUCCUCGUGAGCGACACCGUCAAAGGAAUGAGUUUGCCAAAAGUAAUGUACUCUCACGCGGGUAUCUGUCCGAACGAGAUGAACCCAAAUUUGUGGGUAGAUGCAAUGAGCACCUGCACCCGAGAGUGUGAAUCUGAUCAGGAAUGCGAAGUAUCUGAAAAGUGCUGUUCAAAUGUUUGCGGGAACCGGAGCUGCGUGGCUGCCCGCUACAUAGAUGCGACAGGGAAGAAAGGUCCUGUGGGCAUGCCCAAAGAGGCAACAUGUGACAAGUUCAUGUGCACUCAGCAAGGCUCUGAAUGUGAGAUCUGGGACGGGCAGCCGGUGUGCAAGUGCCGUGACCGCUGUGAGCGGGAGCCCCACUUUACCUGCGCCUCAGACGGAAUGACUUAUUACAACAAGUGCUACAUGGAUGCGGAAGCCUGCUCCAAGGGCAUCUCCCUCUCUGUAGUGACCUGUCAGUUCCACCUGACCUGGCCCAACACCAGCCCGUUACCUGUAGGCACGACGGCCCACCCCACCACCGCGCUCUUAGAGACGACCCCUGUGGAUAUGCACGCACCUGUCAUGGCGGGUAGCCCACCUCACCAGUCUGUGUACGUGGGAGAGACGGCCAGCUUCCUCUGCGAAGUGACCGGUCGGCCUAAGCCUGAGAUAACCUGGGAAAAGCAGUCAGAGGGGAAGGAGAACGUGGUCAUGAAACCCAACCACGUACGUGGGAACAUUGUCGUCACCAACAUCGGCCAGCUGGUCAUCUACAACGCUCAGCCUCAAGAUGCGGGUACGUAUACCUGCACUGCAAAGAACUCGGGUGGUGUGAUCCAAGUUCAUUUCCCCCUCUCUGUGGUCCAGAAAGACAUAGAGAAGAAAGAGGACCACAGUAACUCUACCCGAUUUCCUGCAGAAGAGUGCCUCAAGCUGCCUGACACUGAAGACUGUGGUGAGGAAAAAGUGAGCUGGCAUUACGACGCCAAGAGAAACGACUGCUUUACCUUUACCUAUGGCAACUGUAAUAAAAACCUAAAUCACUUUGACACAUAUGAGUCAUGCAUGCUGUCCUGCCAGAAAGAGCUGGCUGCACCUUGCGCCCUGCCUAGCUUGCAAGGACCUUGCAAGGCAUACGAACCACGCUGGGCAUACAGCAGUUCCCUUCACCAGUGCCAACCCUUCAUCUACGGUGGCUGCGGAGGCAACGAGAACAACUUUGAGACGAAAGAAGCCUGCGAGGAUGCCUGCCCGUUUCCCAGAAACCACCGCUGCAAGGCUUGCAAGCCGCGACACAAGAUGGUGACAAGCUUUUGCAAGAGCGACUUUGUCAUCUUGGGUCGGAUGACGGAGCUGACGGAGGACCAGGACACGGGCCACGCUCUCAUUACAGUGGAGGAGAUCCUGAAGGACGAGAAGAUGGGACUCAAGUUCUUCGGGAAAGAGCCAUUAGAGGUGACCCUGCAAAACAUGGACUGGAACUGUCCGUGCCCGAACGUCACCACUUCUGACGGCCAGAUCAUCAUCAUGGGCGAUGUGCACAACGGCAUGGCUGUCCUGCAGCCCGAUAGCUUUGUCAGCUUGAGUAACAUUCGGCGAAUCCGUAAGCUCCGGGAGGUCAUCAGUAAGAACACGUGUGACAUCCUGAAAGAGUUCACCCAGUAA
Molecule: messenger RNA, 1704 nt
Organism: Chanos chanos (milkfish)
Lineage: Eukaryota; Metazoa; Chordata; Actinopteri; Gonorynchiformes; Chanidae
Gene: wfikkn2b
Product: WAP, follistatin/kazal, immunoglobulin, kunitz and netrin domain containing 2b
Exons: 2
Coding region: 1-1704 (567 amino acids)
Biological process (GO): transforming growth factor beta receptor signaling pathway
Cellular component (GO): extracellular region
Molecular function (GO): serine-type endopeptidase inhibitor activity; receptor antagonist activity; transforming growth factor beta binding
Source: RefSeq, a predicted model, not a curated record